Messenger RNA from Babesia bigemina, 1839 nucleotides. RefSeq names its product membrane protein, putative. The record is from RefSeq and is a predicted model, not a curated record. NCBI's taxonomy places the organism in Eukaryota, Apicomplexa, Aconoidasida, Piroplasmida, Babesiidae. The transcript has 3 exons. The coding region runs from base 1 to 1839 and encodes 612 amino acids.
AUGGGUCCCUUCAAGCUGCUGCGACUAUUUCAUAUCCUUGCUUUUGCCGGCUACGGCUUGACCGGCCCCGCUGUAGACGCCAUAAUCGUUGGAAUCUUGGACCUCGCACCAAAGUAUGAUACAGCGUUUUUGGAAUCUGACAGUGUAGCGGGUUCCGCCGGCACCCCCUACGCCCACGAUUCUGAAGGCGCGGUAGAGGAAGGGUCGGAUUCGCGCAAGUUGCUCAAAAAAGGCAAAAAGGCCGGAGCUGCACGCGCAAAAAGUGGAGCUGUACGCGCAAAGGGCAAGGCAAAGCCAGGUGCCAAAAAGCGCAACGUUACCAAGAAGAAAGCGGCUGGCAAGGGUAAAAAGGCGAAGAAGCCGAAGCAGGCUAAAAAAGCUGCGAAACUUCCUACGCCACAAAUAUCAACGGACCCCAAUGCCAAAUACAUGCGCUACAAGGCGGACAUUCGCGACCCCCUGCACUUCUACCGUUCCCAGGUGACGUUCGGCGACGGUGACAACCCUGAGAACUCGGUGUACUUGUACUUCAAGACGCCGCUGUCUGAUGCUGACAUUAAAGGCCUGCUCAAAAAGAGCCGUGUGAAGAUUGUGGACAGCUCGUUCGUGCCCAUGGGCCCGGAAGAGAUGUCCAGGCUGGACGCCGCUGAUACCAAGAUCAGCUGGAUCUACGACGAACAGCAAAAGAAGUUCUUCCGCUUCAGAGGCGCUGCCAAAGGAGAAGGUGCCGUGAGUACCGCCGCCCCCAGUGCCGCGUAUGUGGAAUCGACGUCAGCCGUUGACGGCACCGCAGGCGGUUCCAAAAGUGAGUCAUCUACGAGCGCACCAAAUUCAGCACCACCAUCUACAAGCGGAUCCACCGUCACGGGCGAAACCGAGGGGAUCCCUACAAGUCCUGAGUCCGGCACUGCAGAAAGCGAAAGCAAGGCUGCACCGGCCGAGAGCACGUCAACAUCAGGCGUGUCCUCGGAGUCGGACGCAAGCACCCCUAAGGCUGUUGACGAUGCCGCCGGUAGCAGUGUAGAUUCUAGCGGUGAGGGAUCCAGCAGCAUUGAUUCCGGAAGUGAGGGAUCCAGCAGUGUCGACUCCGGAAGUGUAGAUUCAGACAGCGAUGAAUCCAGCAGCACUGAGUCUAGCAGUGAGGGAUCCAGCAGCACUGAGUCUAGUGGUGAAGGAUCCAGCAGCACUGAGUCUAGUGGUGAGGGAUCCAGCAGCACUGAGUCUAGCAGUGCGACAAAAGGUGAAACCAAAGAGGCCAAAGAAGGUGAAACCAAGACAUACACUGAUGGCGAAGGUGAACUCCAGGAGGCUUCAACAACCGCCUCUAGUGACGCCGACGCUGCGGUGACGGACGAGGAGGGGGAGGCAAGCAGCGCGCCGGGUUCAACCGAUGAGUCCAGCGCAGAUGCCGCCACCAGCGGGAGCGGGAGCUCGGAAGGUGCUGAGACUGGCGCGGCCUCGGCAAAAAAGGAUACUCCCGUCACCGGCUCCUAUGACAUUGUCGACGAAAACGGCGACCCUGCCGACACCAGUGCUCACAAGGAGACCAUUGACGACGAGAUAGCGUCCGACUCUGGGGAAGACGGCGGCGUCAAACUGACGGGCUUCAAGCGCCUGAACGAGGACGGCGAGGUCAUAGCUUCCUCCGAGGCCACCGGCACGACGCAGGAUGCAGCCGCGGCCACCGCAGACAAGAAGCGCGGUCGUAAGAAGGGCUCGCCUCUCUGGUCGCUUAGGCGCAUUCAAAACGAGGUAAUUACAACCAAGAAGAGAGUUUCCACAUUGGAGAAUAGAAUGGGCAAGGCCGAUAAGAAGCUCGAUGAAGUGGUCAGGCUCUAG